This is a messenger RNA of Adineta ricciae, 1860 nucleotides long. The record is from the annotation of a GenBank genome assembly. Lineage: Eukaryota; Metazoa; Rotifera; Eurotatoria; Adinetida; Adinetidae.
AUGGAUUCGGUAGUAGCCUCCACGAAAUCGCCUGUUUUGCAAUGGGAUGCCGAUGCUGUUGUUGCUUGGCUUCAUGAAUCAAACUUUGGUGCGUUUGAAAAAGUUUUUCGAGAUAAUGAAAUCGACGGUCCAACUCUUCUUAAACUUAGUGAAUCGAUGGUAGUUCGUCUUUUCCCGACGAUCAAACUCGAAGUACAAUUUCUCGAUUUAUUACAAUCCCUUAAACAACGACAAACUCUUGAAUCCAAUUCGAAAAAAACCCUUGCUUCAUCGUCGACAAUCAAUGGUCACAAUGGCAGUCGACAUUUGGCAGCGCAUCAAAUUGCUGCACAUGUCGUUGCUUCCUCUUCAUUUGAAAACGGUUUUGAUCAUUCAUCAAAUUCAAAUUCACCGAUACCAUCAGCUACCAAUGGUCAUCAUAAUCCUCGUAAUUCUUAUCCAGAACGUUCACAGAUUCCACAGCGUCUCACACCGAAAGGUCCGCCUAUGAAAACACUUAAACGUGAACCAAAAUGCUUUCCAAAUCCAGCUCUCAAUAAUUCACAAAAUGGAGAUACGAAUGAAAACGACGCCAAACAUACAUUUCCUCAUGUAUAUAAAUUACCACAAUUUCCUGACACUCUCCGUUUAGCGCUCAAUUCUCAAGAUGCAAGUGCAUUUAAACUCCGUACCUAUUAUCGAAAUCUCUUAAUCUCAUCGAUCUAUGAUGAUCUCACUCGUACAUAUAAUCUUUGGUAUCCGAACGCCAGACAAUACAAAACUGUUGCUUCUGCACUUGUUAAAGCUUAUCCAUUUCUAGAAUCAUCUACUGAAGGUGGUGAAGGUGCUUGGAUUGAUGGUAUUAAAGGUAAAUUCAAACGCGGACGUCGCACCGCAACAUCUUAUGUUGACAUGGGACAAUCCAUGGCUGGUGAAAAUGGUUAUGAUCGUAUGUCCGGUGAUGAAGAAUUAGGGGAAGAGAAAUUAGCUCAAACAUCAAACGGACAAAAACGUUCUCGACAUGAAUUCGAAGUCGAUUCCGAUGAUGGACAAUACGAAUCGGGAGAAAUGCCAACAAAUGGAAAAGAUGUGGAUCAAUUAAGUGAAAACAACGAUGAUAUGGACGAAGAUGAAACAAUUCGUUUACGUGGUUGUAUUACUGCUAUGCAAGAAACAUUAGCAGCCACCGACGAUCCGGAUAUUUCACUUAUCUCAGAUUAUUUUAAAGAAACAUUUGAAAUACGACGAAAUUUUGUUAAAACGCACAAUACUACGGAGAUUCUUACCGAAUAUCCAGCAUUGCAAUUACAUUCAUGUUUACUUGCUGAUUUUCACAUGCAAACAAACAUUCCCAUUCAAACUGUUUUAAUUCACAAACUUCGUUCAAUAUCCAAACCAAUCAUACGUCUAGCGAAAGAAACAGGUUGUGCGCCAGAAAUUCUUCUUACAUAUCAUACUAUUCUCUCGAAACGACCGCAACUAGAGCAAAUCUUAGCUGAUACAUUCGCUAUAUUGAUCGUUGCAUGUUACUUUGGUGAAUAUCAAUUCUUGCUUGUUGCACCUGAUAAGGAUGCUCAAUCUCCAUGGCCUAUUAUUCGUGGAGAACAUCCGGCAACAUUGUUUUAUGAUGGCAAAUCAUCUUCAGCUUCAUACAAUAUUGAAUUAGAUUAUGUCCAAUUGUUCCAUCGUCCACUAACUGAUUUUUCCACAGCAAUAUGUACAUUAUUUGCCACUUACACAGUUUUCGAAAUCACCUAUGGUAAACUUGAAAUGACAUUAUCAUUUAUUGAUUGUUUACUUCGUGAUAAUGUGCAUUCAUCUACACGUUCACCACAAGUACUUGAAUUGAUCAACGAGCUCAACAGUAUGAAAAAUAUGUAA